AGGUUUACUCCUUCGGCUAGUCAUGUCAUUGAGAAGACAAACAGUAUCAUUAGAAUGAUUAUAGCCAUAAGGUAAUGGAGACACGUGCAUAAUACCGAAUUAAUAUAUAUGGUGUUUAUAAAAGUCUACCGUUCUUCGAAGGAGCUUCCUCGGACUAUUCACGUGGAAUUGUUUGUACUAUUACAAGGGGUUUGUUUUGGGUGUCGUCAAAUAUGAAGACUAGCGGAUCAUUAACAGGUGUGACCAGUGCUCUGGUUUUGGUGCUGAUUUUGCAGACUGUUUAUAUAGAAUGUGUGUAUCGGGAAUUGAAUCUUCAUAUUAAUACUGUUCACAAAUGGGCAAAUAAUUUGACAGAUUAUUUAUUGAGUAUAUCAGAUACAGUAACCGGAGCUGGUUAUAUAGAAGCAUAUCACAAGACAAAACCUAGCAAUGAAUUAAAGGUUGAGAAAAAGAAUGUUAAAGAGAUUUUAGCGACAGUAAAAAAUAAUAUUGAGUUGAUGUUGAAAAAGAAAAUAGAUGCUGUAGAGAAUUUAAUGAAAGCAUCGGAAGAAGCGAGCAAGAAAUACGGACCAUACAAUAGCGAUUUAGAAUCAGAGGAAGUAGAAUAUUACAAUGCUAAGAAGCUGGUUAGUGAUGAUGAUAUAGAUGAUAUGGAUAAUGAAACAAGAGUAGCCAUAACACAAACCAUUCUAUAUCUGCCCUUGAAGAAAAGUCGACCGCAUAAUUUUAAUCCUGUCAACAUGAGUGUUAGUACCAUUCAUGUUCCAACAAAUAUAUAUGAUAAAUCAUCAAAGAUAUUGAAUGGUGUAAAAUGGACAGAGAAUUUAAACAAUGCCUUUAUGGACAAUAACCGCAAUGAUCCUACACUAACAUGGCAAUAUUUCUGUAGUUCUGAUGGAUUCUUUAGAAUAUUUCCUGGAAUGAAAUGGCCAAGAGAUCCAGACAGUGUUGAUACAUUUGACUGUCGAGUAAGAAAAUGGUACAUUGAAGCUGCUACAUCAUCUAAAAACAUCAUCAUACUAUUGGAUGCUAGUGGCAGUAUGAAAGGACUGCGCAUGGAUAUAGCUAGAAAUACUGUAGAUAAAAUCCUCGAAACAUUCAGCAAUGAUGACUUCUAUAAUAUUUUACAGUUUUCGGAAGAUGUUAGUUACGUAGAUCAUUGUUUUAAUCGAACAUUAAUGCAGGCAAAUGCUGAUAACAUCAAACGCGUCAAAGAAAAAUUACUCAACAUUGAAACAAGUCAGAUUGCAGACUUUGAACGAGCUUUGAUUGAAGCCUUUGAAUUAUUUAAAAGUGAAGAGAAGAAAAGAAAUAUAAGUUUAUGUAAUAAGGCCAUUAUGUUGGUCACAGAUGGUGCCACAGAAAACUAUGAAUGGAUUUUCCAGAAAUAUAAUUGGCCUUCAAAAACGGUGAGAGUUUUUACAUAUUUAAUAGGAAGAGAAGUAUCAGACGUUCGGCAAGUUAAAUGGAUGGCAUGCGCUAAUAAAGGUCAUUUUACACAUAUAUCAACAAGAGCAGAUGUUCAAGAUAAUGUUCAGCAAUACGUGAAGAUUCUAAGUCGUCCAAUGGUACAGGAGAAAUAUCAUCAAAUGAUUUGGACACCUGUUUAUCUAGACUAUCCAACAGAACAAGUUGAAAAUGAGGGACUCGGUCUGAUGACAUCAGUUUCUAUUCCAGUUUUUGAUGGAAGGGAAAAUGUGGGUCCUGAUGAAGAACCACCAAAUACUAAUUUAUUAGGUGUAAUAGGAACAGAUUUACCUAUAGAUGUACUUAAAAGAUUUAUACCAGUGUCAAAGCUUGGAGUUAACGGUUAUGCCUUUGGAACUACAAACAAUGGAUACAUUCUUUUUCAUCCUUAUUUCCGACCAUUUUAUGAUCGUGAGAAAGAGGAUGACAAUAAUCUGUAUAUAUAUCAACUAGAUACAGUACAAGAUAACGUAGAAACAGAAACAGAACCACGACCCAACUAUAAUAGUGUAGAUCUAUCUAAAGUAGAAAUCUCUCUCGAUCCUGUCAAAUUUGUACAGCUUCGUAAUGCCAUGAGAGAUCCUUCAACAGGAAGUGUAGCUAUGAAUGUUACAGCUUAUGUGGAUAAAAUGAAAAGGGCUGACACUAGAGUUAAUCAUUAUUAUUAUAAUUCUAUAUUAGAUACAUUUAGUUUAGCUUUUGUUGUACCAAAAGGGUAUGGAGAGUAUAUGUUAAAGCCUCGAGACCCAAUAGUACCUUCAGAUCAUGAAUAUUUAAGGAGUCCAUCAGUACAUGUAGCGUCAUGGAUUCAUUGUAAAAAUCUUAAUGGAGGUUUAGAAGCAGUAAAUAAGAAUUUUAUUAUAGACUAUGUUGGUCAAGGACAGUAUAAUUCUUUGGUUUGUGACACAGAUGAAAUUGUUCACUUAGUACUAGAUGCUAAAACUACGCAAAACUAUGAGAAGAUUUGGAAUGGGGAAUUGUCAAUAGAAGAAAAAGCUAGAGCUUAUUCAUAUUAUUCAGUGAAACGUGAAUAUGAAUCAGAAUGUUAUGCAAUAAAAAAUGCAGCAAGAAAACUGAAAUGUUUUAAGAACAUUCAUUUAAAAUAUGGUGUGGAGUUAGUAUUUGUUGGAACCAGUUCAGGUUUAACAAGAUUUGGUGUAAUAGCUGAUGAACUGACAAAUCCAGAUUUUCUAGGUGUAAACUCAGAGACUAUAAAUAAUUUAUAUUAUCAGAGAGCUGUAUUAGGCUGGCAAGCUGGAUACAAUUAUGUUUUUUCUUUAUACAAUAAAGAUGGUUUAAGAAGUUUUGAUAAAGCUGCCGUUACCAUGUCAACUGCAGAAAUCGUUAAUAGAGGAAAGGAAGAUGAAGUAGUUGCAGCUGCUGUGGGAUUUCAGAUGCGAUUUAGUAAUUUCUUCCAACUUUUUAAAAAUAUCACAGAACAAUGCACAGGGAAAGACUGUAAUUUCACUUGUGCUCAUUCUGAUUAUCUGAACUGUUAUUUGGUAGACAAUAAUGCCUAUAUAAUGACAUCAAAUAAUAAUGCAACUGGUGAAUUUUUAGGCGCAGUUGAUGGAGCAUUAAUGAAAGUUUUGAUAGAAGAAAAUAUUUAUGAAGAAAUAACAUUUAAAGAUUAUCAGGGUGUAUGUAAAAUAUAUAGUAGUGAAGGUGGUAGUUCAGCAUCUUAUAUUAUAAAUCCUUUAAAAACAGUAUUUAAUAGCAUUACAUGGUUUUUAGCUGAAGUAUUUUUGUUUAUUACCCAGUUUAAUGUGUAUAAUUGGUUCAGUAGGGAUUACUGGACGUCAGGAUAUUUAAUAGACAUGAUGACGGGAGAGAGAAUAAUUCAUAGAUCUGUCAUUGGUUACGAGGCUUGUGACAAAAUGGUGACAACAUAUGCACUUAAUCUUAAAACGCUUCAGAACAGGAAACGAAAAGGAAUUGUGGAUUCUAUAACAGGCUGUGGAAAAUGUGGAGAAUACUCAGGGUCAUACAUGGUACGAUGGAUUAAUGAUACCAAUCUAAUUAUGAUAAUAGCAGCUGCUAAUUGCAGCUGUGGAGAAGAAGAAGAAUUUUCCAUAGAACCACAAAAAAUAGUUUAUAAUGAAACUGCAAUGUGUAAAAGGUUGUGGAACUUACAGCAGCCACCAAAAUAUCCCAAGUGCUACGAUUCUGAAUUAGAGAAAGACGAUAAUUGUAGAGGAAAUACUUUUAGUAUCUCAAUUAGCUUAGUUCUUCUUGUUUUAUUUUUAUCAGUAAAAUCUGUUUUAACAUAGCAUUAUACUAGUUCAGUUAAAAUUAAUUAAAAUAUAUGUCAUUUGAACUUCAAUAAUAAUAAACUUAAAAAAAUUAUUCUGUAUGCAUACAGUACGGCCCUCCCUGUAGUAUUUUCCCAAAAAAAUCAGGGCCCGGUUUCUCGACAUCUUAACUAAAGAUAAAAUGCAAAUUUUAGUAGAUACUUCAAUUUUGAUUGGCUAAGCACUAAAAUCUUUCUAAUAUUAUCCAAUCAAAUUACUAAAAUUUGGAUUUUAUCUUCGUUAAAAUUUCGUGAAACAGGCCCCUGGCACUGCAUUUUUCACCUUUUGAAAAGAGCUCUUUGUACAUAUAUAUGGAAUAAGAUAAUAAAUACCAAUUUUUUGGAGGGAUGGAAACUGUAAUUCAUAACAUUAUUGUAUUCUCAUUGACAUGUAUUCCUUAGGAGCAGAUUGGAAGGAUCUGCAAUUGUGUGCCUUUUGUUUGAAACCUUCCAUGUACAGAGAUUUUUUUUCUUCAGAAUCUUGUUAUCUUGCACAUAUAGAAAAUAUUGAAAACAGAUUAGUAAUGUUUACAUUUUUUGUACAGUGCAUGUAGUUUGAAUUCUGCUGAACUUAUUUAUUACCAGUGAGUUAAUUGGAAAUUAAUAAUAAGAGAGUUGAAGAUUUAAUGCAUGAAAAGUUGGGGAUGAUUUGGAAAAUCCAAAAUCUAGUCUGGUUUGAUUAUUGGUAGCCAUUUUUGUAAUGCAAAUGAAAAUUAAAAUGUUAUGUGAGUUUCAAAUCUUUUUUGAAACCUAAAAAACAGCCAUUAUUUAUUCAGAUCAUUAUACUUCAUUAGUGCGUAUGAUUUGUAUUAACUCUCAGAAAGAAUAAUUGUAUCUUCAUGAUUAAAUCCCCAUGUUGAGAUAGAUCUGGUCCCCAACUUCACAAAUUUUGCUACUCUUUCAAUUUUCUAGGCAUUUCAGUAACCUUGAAGCUGACAGAAUUUUUUAAAUAUAAAUGAUUUUAUGCAAAGUGAGCACAAUGUUUAGACAGACGACUUUUAAUGGAAUAUAUUAUUAUGAUAUAUUCCAUUAUAUUUAUAUUAUGUUAAAAUUUGCACGCAAAAGUGUUUCGCAAGUAGUUACUCACAUCUCACGGCAAGCCCAGGAAAUUCUAUAAUUUAAUUGUUUUUAAGUAUGUUAACCUCUACUUUUCAUAAUAAAUUUGUAAUUUUGUUGCUUUUAAGUGGGAGUUUGGUUUGACAAGUACUAUACAAUUAAAUUAUGGUUUUGAAAUACAAGCGGAAGUUGGUUAGUUUAUCUAUUGAUUUUACUAAUUUUUGGCUUAAAAUGUUGAUUCUGGUUAGUUUAUCUAUUGAUUUUACUCAUUUUUGGCUUAAAAUGUUGAUUCUUGAAAACAAAAUCAGUUAUAUCUCAACAUUGGCUUGCCCAGUAGACAGAUACCAAUUUUGCAAAACAUGAAGACAUAAUAUUUAAAUAAGCCAACACUUUUAAUUUUUACCCAAAUCAACAAGGUCUACGAUAAUCAUUUUACACAAUAGGGUACGUUUAUGUAGUAAAAUUUGAAAAGGAUGUGUAACUUUCACGUUGUUGUUUGUAAAUAUUUUUGAUAUAAAUGUAGUAAGAAAAACAGUUUGUACCAUUUUAUAUAAAAAGAAAUAUAAUAAAAUUAUCAUCAUUGUGUUAAAAUAUGUUUAUUGAUCAUUUUUAUCAUUAUAAACAUUAUAAUAUAUAAAUUGUUUUUAAUUUUAUUUAUUGUAUGUAUACUUUUAAUAUAGAAUGUAAUAUAUACAUAACAAUAUGUAUAUUGUGGAUAUGUACAUAAAGAAAUAUAAUGUGAGUUUGAUUAAAGUUUUUAUAUAUCAUAUUAGCAAUACAAUUAGACUGAAGGGCAUGAAAGAUAAGUUCAGCUUCAUAAGAUUUUUAAAAAAAAAAACAACAACCCCAAAAUGAACUAAAAAAUAGCUAAAACAUGGUCAGAUUUGUUUAAAAUGUUAACACAGCAUUUUCAACAGCUACAAAAGGCAUGGAUUGAUUAUUGACUUUCGACUAUCUACUUUAUAUCAUUCAUACUGCCAUGUUUUCUUUAGCUUUGCAAAUGAAACUUGUGUGAUGAUGUAUGAACUACAAUUCAUAUCAGUGAUGAAAUGCAUGAACAUUAUGUGAAUAGUAUGUCUAAAAUUUACAGGGAGCAGAAACCAAUUUCUUUUUUCAUGAUAAAAUAUAUAAAAAAUUAAAAUAUUGGAAAUAUAAAAUGUGAUUUUUGAUAUACCCAUUGGUUGACUCUGCCUAUAAAAAUAUAAGCGCCUUGCAGUUUACACACAAUCUCCAUAAUUUGAUUUACAAAGCUUCUGAAAUGGUAUUCAAUUCAUUUAUUGUAAAAUUGUUGAUUAAAUCAUUGAAGAAAAAUAUUUCAUAUAUUCAAUCAGGGAUUUCAUGUGUUUAGUUUUUAUGCCAAGUUUAGCAAUUUAUAAACCACUGGCAUGUAAAUGGGACCUCAUCCCUGCUGAUGUCAAAUUAUCAGGCCGAUAUUGGAUGGGAUAGAAAAAAACUAUUGUGGCUAUGCAUAAAAAAAAAAUGUUUGGAAUUCUACCCCAAAUGCCAGCAAAGCAUUAAUUGUUUUUAAUUUCUAAAAAAAAAACUAUCAGGUAUGUAUAGAUAAGCUUUUAGAAAUGUAAUCAUUAACAUUAAUGAAAUUUAAUUAACAUUCCAAAAU
Patella vulgata (common limpet) is the source of this 6431-nucleotide messenger RNA. Its product is annotated as voltage-dependent calcium channel subunit alpha-2/delta-3. The record is from RefSeq and is a predicted model, not a curated record. Gene Ontology annotation, cellular component: voltage-gated calcium channel complex. Lineage: Eukaryota; Metazoa; Mollusca; Gastropoda; Patellidae. Gene Ontology annotation, molecular function: voltage-gated calcium channel activity. The coding region runs from base 213 to 3737 and encodes 1174 amino acids. The transcript has 35 exons.